This is a messenger RNA of Candidula unifasciata, 879 nucleotides long. NCBI's taxonomy places the organism in Eukaryota, Metazoa, Mollusca, Gastropoda, Stylommatophora, Geomitridae. The record is from the annotation of a GenBank genome assembly.
UAUAGGACAAAUAAUGCCUCGUGGGCGGGCUACCAGGACCGCCCCGUCCUACAGGGCCCACCUUACACUGACAGGCCUGGAUAUGGAGGGGAUAGGUCAUACAGGUCAUCUAGGUCAGUACUCCGUCUAGAGGCGCCAUGGAGUUCAAGAGAUGCCAGUUCUGGUUACAUUGCUGAUCCCAGAGUUGGAGGACAUCACGAUGGUAUCGGUCUUGGUGGAAAUAGGAAUGGUGGCGCCCUUCUCUUCGUCCGGUUCUCUACUGGUAGUCAAGGUGAGAACAUCAACAUGGCAGCUCAGGCUUUUCUCAAGUCAAAAACCCUGGACACUGGAGGUCGUUUUCUGGGCAUGGCUAGGAAGGUGUUUGACUUUGGCUACGAAAGCAGCCCCACAGAAGGGAUUGGAGUUUUCCACUUUCCUUCCAUCGAGAAAGGAUAUCUGUUCUUCCAGAUGGAUGCCAUCCUCCGACAACCAGAUUUCCCUCCCCCUAGUGGCCAUUCGGAGGUGUGGCUAGUAAAUAACGCAUAUUUGCCUGACAACUUAAAAUUGUUUAGCACCUUCCUGCUGUCGGAGAUAGAACUUCACAGAGGCAAGGACAAGCGGGAGUUCUUUGAAACGUUCCAGAAACCUUUUGAAAACUACCUCUACAAGAAUGGUGCCAUGCCGUUUGUGAUAUGUUCAUACGGUGACUAUGACAGGAAGUCGGUCCGGCGCCACAUGUACCCGUCCACGUCUAUUGUCACUUGUCACCUCUUUCAGGGAUUUGAUCAUCUCAACUGGAUCACAAAUGAUGAAACCUAUUCAAAGUUUCGCAGUUUGCACAACCAGAUGGCAACAGAAAAAUGCUCAAUUUUCAACAUCAGCAGAGAUAUGUUUCCUUGA